AUGUUUCUGGCAGUAACCGGAAAAACGCUCGGACUCCGCCAAUUGUACGUCAACACUUUGAUAACAGUUUUUGAGGUAAGAAUCUAACCAAAUUUACAAGACAUCACUAAUCAAACAUUUCAGUGGGGCGCCACUCUCCACAAUCCCGAUGAUGGUUCGAACUCGUCGGUCAUUGAAGAGGAACUCCAGCCGAUUAUCAGAAAACCGAGAAGAACAUCCUCUUCUUCCGAUCUCGGUACGUUUCCUGAGCAUUUGUUCGGAAAUUUCGGUUGAUUGGAGCUUCAGGUAUUAUCCACCGCCAGAAAUCGGAUGUGAUCGACGCGAAACUGCAUGAAACUGGUGUUCCGGAUUCAAAACAAACGACCGUCAGUGUUCUGGUCGAUGAUACUCUUGAUUUUAUUACGGUUGGUUACUGAUUUAAGAAAAUAACAUAAUUGAAGUUGUUUUUCAGGCCGGAAUGGAAGCGGUUAUUGAAGAUCAGGUGACGAACCGAUUCUCCGCCGCUCAACUCCCAUCAUGGAAUCUGCUCAGUCGAACCAAAUACUCAUUCCACUAUUUCAAGUCAGAUUAUUUUGAUCGAAAAACAAAAAAGCAACCCGUUUUUUCAGCUGGCAACUGACACUUCUCUGGAUUGCUGGCUUCAUGUUCCGGUACUACGUGCUCGUUCCGUGCAGAAUCGCUCUUUUCGGCAUUGCAAUCUGUCUUAUGAUCGCCUCGACUUCGAUUAUUGGCUUCGUCCCACAUGCAAAGUAGGAUUUUUUCCAGAUUGGUCAAAUACAGAGUCGGCUCGGCCCGGGUCAUUACAAAACAGUGAAAACUUUUGAAAAGUUUGGUUUUUUUCAGUUUGGUUUCUUUUAAUGUUUUACAGCUAACCGGGUCGGAGAAAAUCUGGAUUUUUCUAGUUAAAAAGUCGUAUUUGGAUAAAUUUUGUGUUGUUCAGGACUCGUAAAUGGCUGAACAGAAGGUGUAUGCUCAUGUGCAUGCGAAUCUAUUCUCGUGCUUUCUCCAGUGUCAUCCGCUUCCACGACAGACACAAUCGAGCGAUGAAGGGAGGAAUCUGUGUGGCCAACCACACUUCACCCAUCGAUGUGAUGGUUCUGAGUUGUGACAACUGUUACGCUAUGAUUGGACAAAAACAAGGGGGAUUCCUUGGUUUCUUGCAAGACACACUCAGCCGCUCGGAACACCACAUUUGGUUUGAACGGGGAGAGUCCGGAGAUAGAAAGCAAGUCGUGAACAGGUACUUUUUAACAAGUUCUUUCAAAUUCAAAAAACUUUGUUCAGAAUGCGUGAACACGUGAACGACGAAAACAAACUGCCGAUCAUCAUCUUUCCGGAAGGGACCUGCAUCAACAACACGUCUGUGAUGAUGUUCAAGAAGGGAUCCUUUGAGAUUGGCUCGACUAUCUACCCGAUUGCUGUGAAAUACGACACUCGUCUGACUGACGCCUUCUGGAACAGCAGUGCCCAAUCGUACGGAAGAUACUUGUGGAGUAUGAUGACUUCUUGGGCCAUCAUCUGUGACGUGUGGUAUUUGCCGGCAAUGACAAGACGGGACAACGAGGACUCGAUCACUUUUGCUAAAAGGGUCAAAAGGGAAAUUGCGAAGAAGGGAGGAUUGAUCGACUUGGAAUGGGAUGGAGCGUUAAAGAGGGAAAGAGUGAGCUUUUAAAGAAACAUGAAUUAUUUUCUUAAUUCAAAAUUGUUUUCCAGGUGUCGAGCAAACUGGUAACUCUUCAGCAGAAGCUGUACUUUGAACGAUUGGCCAGAACGACCACAUUGAACUCGAUGCUCGAAGAGAACAAAGGCGACAUUCUGAGCAUUAUGCAAGGAAUCACCGAGGAGGAACGCAACGAAUUGCUCAAACAGAUUGACGAACAGGACGAUGAGGACGAAAUGAUCCGAAAGAUUUCAUCGUUGAAACCCAAAUUCAGAAUUGGCGACGCCGACGACGACCACAUCAAAUCAGACUAA
This is a messenger RNA of Caenorhabditis sp. 36 PRJEB53466, 1974 nucleotides long. The record is from the annotation of a GenBank genome assembly. NCBI's taxonomy places the organism in Eukaryota, Metazoa, Nematoda, Chromadorea, Rhabditida, Rhabditidae.